This is a messenger RNA of Erythranthe guttata (spotted monkey flower), 555 nucleotides long. NCBI's taxonomy places the organism in Eukaryota, Viridiplantae, Streptophyta, Magnoliopsida, Lamiales, Phrymaceae. The record is from RefSeq and is a predicted model, not a curated record.
GAGUUUGAACAAGGAGUAAAUAACAAGAUGAACACGUCGCGUGUCGACCCGUUGCAAUACCUGGAACUGUACAUGUCGGCGACGGAAGAGUUACUCAAGGAAGUGGAGUGCGCAAUGGACGAUUUGAAAGAAAACCUGGGAUACUAUUUUGACGUUUCAGACAUAAUUAACCGACUACCACCGCCGCGGCUGCCGGCAAUCCUUGUACAACCCGAGGAGGAUUAUGGCGACGAUGACGAGAUGAUGACGUGCCCUGAGAUUGAGGAGUUGUUCGUUCGGCACGAGCAACAGGAGUUGGAGGUUAUCACCAUAUUCCUGCUGAUUGAUUACCUCUACCAUGCUAUGAAUUGGCCUUACGGCUCUGGCUAUAACCAGAUUUCUUCGAUUAUACAAUGCUACCACGACCGGCUACACAACGCUGUCAACUUUUAUGACGCCGUGUUGAAUCCACCGGGUCCGGCUUCCAGCACCAUAUUCUGUAUUAGUGAUUCUUAAAUUCAAGUUUGUCAAAUAUAUAUAAAGAAGGUUAUUGGUAUUCAAGCUUUCUACUUUAUA